CGCUCACGUUUUAUUUGUUUACCUCUGGCUCUAGUUGAGUUUAAAUUAAAAUGAUUUUAUCCCACAUACUAAUUAAGUUAAUUAGUUAAUCAGUUAAUUAAUUCUAAUAAGUAGUGAAAUCAAAAUUUAUUUAUCGGUUGAAUUUUUUGUUAAAAUAAGUGGACUUAGCAGUUUUUGGUUGGCUUAUUUAUUUGUGUUUAAAUGUCUAUUUUAUUUUUAUAUUCAGCGCCAGUUCAUACUUUAUUAUGUAGUUAGCAACAAAAUGUGGAUCUAUUGUGCGUUUGUUUAGUUAAUUUAAUUUAAUUGAAACAAAAUAAGUUUUUCAAUUGUAAAUUUAAAAAUUGUGUGGGAAAAAUACAAAGGAAACGACUUGUAGUUAUAAAAUACGUUUGGAAUGGGAUCACGUGUAGCAGCAAUACCAUGGUUCUCAUUGGUUGCGACGGUAGUAAUGUGCGUUGGUGUCGGUCUGUUCUGUGGAGCUGGCUUCAGAGCUGCUGAAAUCGUCAACGAGGGAAUAUUUAAAGGAUUGUUUCAUUUCUAUGUUGAAUGGCUACAGAGCACAGAGAUAGGUUUUUUCGUAUUCGGCCUCUUCAUGGGCCUCUUCUCCAUCUUCCUACUCACCUUCGCCUUCCUUGCUUCUUUCGCCACCAGGGGCAACAUCUACUCAGGGGUCAAGUGUAUCAUGGGUGGAAGGAUCAGCGCUUUUGUGUUUCUGGUUUUAACGUACGUGUUGGACUGCGUCUGGAUCUGGGUAACGAGUUUUGUGGGGCUAGCCAUUUUUCUCUACAUGAUGCUCUUUUCCAUUUGUUCAGUGGAGGUGCAACAUCGCACCUAUCAAUACCUCGACACCGAGUGGGAGUAUUGCCUGAAUCUCAGUAGAUUUGGAAUCUAUAGAAACUUCACGGCUGGCAUGGACUUGAAUGCACUCUGUGAUGAGAGCGAUCUUGACGAUUUCUGCGAUUAUAUAUCGAAAUCAGGUCCACAGUUCAUCAUUGCAUUCGUCGGCUCUUUCUUGGUUGUCUUAGGACUGAUCAUGUAUUCCAUGGAGCUUGGGGCCAAAUACACAAAAAUUCAAUCUACGAAGGAGAUCACACAGUACAGUGAAACCUUUGCCCUCAACGACGCCAGCCAUCCAACUAACUUCAGAUAACGUACACUACUCCAACGCAUACGUUCCUAAAAUGUACAAACACGCCCCGUAUAAACACGCCCAUGCAUACCUACAUAAAUACCAACAAGAAUACAUUCACAUUCACAUACCUAUAAACAAAAUUGCAUAUACACGCUUAGCUCUAAUGCGAAUGAAAUAUAAUGGCUCUUGUGUAUAUCGAUAUAUCCGUCUUAUUAAGCCAUCACAAAAUCAGUCAAACAUCAAUCAAUCAAUCAAUCAAUCAAUCAAUCAAUCAAUCAAUCAAUCAAUCAAUCACUAUAUCUCUAGCCCAGCCAAUAAAAAAAGCGAUUAAAACAACCCCACAUUCAAUCAACCAAUCAGAUGUUUUGUAUCUGAAGCUCUUUAAUAUUGUCAUGACAGAUGAAUUGAAUAACUGAUAUGAUAGGACAGAUUUUUAUAUUUUUGAAAAAGUUUGUUUUCUUUUAACAUUAGAACAUUUUUUCCCAUAAAAUGAAAUCGAAGAAAAUAGAAUCAAAGAAAUGAAAUGAUCUGGAAGCCAAAAAGAACUGUUAUUGUUGAUUGGUUUGUUGGUUGGUUGAUUGAUCGAUUGAUUGAUCGAUCGAUCGAUUGAUUGAUUGAUUUGAUUGAUUGAUUGAUUGAUUGAUUGAUUGAUUGAUUGAUUGAUUGAUUGAUUGAUUGAUUGAUUGAUUGAUUGAUUGAGUGAUACAUACAGCACUAAAAUAUUUGUUAAUUUUAAAAUAGUAUUCAAACUGGGAAAUAAUUUGUAAAAUCGUAAAAUGUAUACAUAAUAUGUUAAAUUAAGGAGUUAAUUGAAUGCUGAUAAUUUUAAAAUGACGCUAAUCUUUGAGAUUAUUCUAAUUAUAAAUAUAUAUAUAUAACUAUAAAUAACAAUAAAUGACGUUAUUCUAAUUAUAUGACGCUAAUCUUUUGAGGACAGUCUUUUUUUCAGUGUUAUAACUCAAUUCUUACACUGAAGUUACUUGAAAUGUUAUUAAUUAGGAAGUAAGGUAUGACUCAUUAUUUUUAUUAAAAACAUUAAAUAUGAAAAUAGUAGUAUAUUUAUAUAUAAUACUUUUAGUAUUUAAUUAUUUUCAGAAUUACAAGAAAAAUAAUUUUGUCCUUACAUAA
Messenger RNA from Helobdella robusta, 2260 nucleotides. RefSeq lists its product as hypothetical. Gene Ontology annotation, biological process: neuron projection development. Bases 395 to 1150 code for a protein of 251 amino acids. NCBI's taxonomy places the organism in Eukaryota, Metazoa, Annelida, Clitellata, Rhynchobdellida, Glossiphoniidae. Gene Ontology annotation, cellular component: plasma membrane. The record is from RefSeq and is a predicted model, not a curated record. The transcript has 10 exons.